GUAGCAGUGUGUGUAGUUUUCAGAUGGUCUGUUUGCCAGCAUCUCUAGUCUGCUCAUUUCACAGUCUGGUGAGCAGACAGCAGGCUGGUGUUGUCAGUGGCCGUGAGGUGCAGCUACAUUGUGGAUCCAGAUACACAACACUGAUAAAUGAGCUAACUGCUUCCCUGCCAGGCCCUCGCUCACCAGGCCCUCGCUCACCAGGCCCUCGCUCACCAGGCCCUCGCUCACCAGGCCCUCGCUCACCAGGCCCUCACUCACCAGGCCCUCACAAGGAGCCUUCCAGCUCCUCUGACUGCUUUUUGUUGUUGAGUUUUUUCUUGUCUUCUCUUCAGGUUUAGGUAAAGGGUUUAGGUUGGUUAUAGGUGCUGAUCUGAGGGCAUCAGUGAAACCUCUGUGACUUUGCUUGUAAAAAUGGCUGUAUAAAUAAGAUUUAGAUUUAGUUAUCUCACAGCUAAUGAGAUUCCGGAACAGAAAUGAGUCUAAUCAGUGCUGAUUAAAUCCAACUGAACCGUGUCCAUUGUGAGGUAAUAUCCACACUUGUACAACCUGCAGACCUGCAACUGCAGAUCAAGAGGUUUCAGGUUCAAAUCCCGCUCUCACUUUGAAUAAAAUAAUCUCAUAAAAGUGUGUGUGUGUUCCUCCAGGUACACAACAGGGUGUCCAGGAUGCUGAGUUAACGCUGCCAGGCCCGAAGGAAGACAGCAGGCCUCCAGACCUCCCACAUGGCAGCAUUAGGGAACCCCGACAUGCUGACCCGGAAGAUCAGGCUUUGGGACAUCAACGCCCACAUCACCUGCCGUCUGUGUGAGGGCUACCUGAUCGACGCUACCACGGUUACCGAGUGCUUACACACCUUCUGUAGAAGCUGUCUGGUGAAGUACCUGGAAGAGAACAAUACUUGCCCCACCUGUAGGAUCGUGAUUCACCAGAGUCAUCCUCUGCAGUACAUCGGCCAUGACAGAACAAUGCAAGAUAUUGUCUACAAGUUGGUGCCGGAACUUCAAGAAGCGGAGAUCAAGAAACAGAGAGACUUCUACCAGAAGCUGGGCAUGGAGGUGCCAGGAGACAUCAAAGGAGAGCUGUGUCACAUGAAGCCACACCUAGAUCCACAACGCAAUGGUGACGUGAAGUCAGAAGACACAGCCAAUAAGGAGACGGCAGAGGAGAAGCCCGAGGAGGAUAACGACUACCACCGGAGUGACGAACAGGUCAGCAUCUGUCUAGAGUGUAACAGCAGUAAGCUCCGCGGCCUGAAGCGUAAGUGGAUCCGCUGCUCAGCUCAGGCCACCGUCCUUCACCUCAAGAAGUUCAUCGCCAAGAAGCUAAACCUCACAUCGUUUAACGAGCUGGAUAUUUUAUGCAAUGAAGAAAUCUUGGGGAAGGAUCACACUUUGAAAUUCGUCGUAGUGACAAGAUGGAGAUUUAAGAAGUCGCCCCUCUUGCUGCAUUACAGACCUAAAAUGGAUUUACUGUAGUGAGAUGGUGUUUGCUCUUGGCCCAGUGGCCCUGGACGGUGCAGAAUCGAACCAUUUAUGCAGAGACGAUCAAACAUCCAACACCAUGCAAACUCUCCCAGAAGAAAACCACAAAAGCCAGCACACAGAAACAACCUCCUACACAGUUACUGCUACACUGGCGCUUUUGGAACAGAACAACCCUUUUUUUUGUCCGCUACGUCCUAGAUAUGUGAAAAAAUUUGAGAGAAAGCAUAUAUUUAUACUUUUGUACAGAAGAGAGACAAGGAUCCAAGACGCUACUCCAGCUCUGUUUACACGUGAACAAGAUGUCGACAAAUCGUGCUACCGUCUUUUAAACUUAACACUUACUCCUAACUGAGGAGGGAAAAGGUGAGGGGGAGUUUUUAAACAGUUCCUUUUUCUUUUUCAGGUCACAUUCACGUCUUGGGAGCACAGAAAGUAUAUAAAGUUAUAUAAAAAUGUUAUCUUUGAAGCCGUUUAUUAACAUUGUCUCUGAAAUCUUUGCGUUUUUUAAAUUUGCUUUUGGUUCUUGACCGUCAAUUGUGAAUAGGCUAAAUUUUGUGUAGUAAUUUAUGUUCUAUAUACCAAUAUUGUACAUAAAAUGUCAUAAUGUGAGAGAUUGAAAAGACUUAAGAAAGAGACUUUAGACUGUUUGGAGUUGCUCCCUGAAGUGCUAUCUAUGUGUUGGCCUACUUGUAUGUAGCGUGAGGGUGAACUAGAGUUCUUCAUGCAAAUCAGGCACAUUAACAGUAUAUAAAUAUAUAUAAUGGCAACUUUGUUGUCUAUGAAAGUCAUGAAACAAACAUGAAAUAUUCUGUAAUGUAAGAAAGGGUUAUAUGAUGUUGCGUUGCUACGAAGGCAACCGAUACAUCUGAGCAUUAUUGAAAACAAGUCUGCAUCAAAACUUUUCACCCAGUUCUCCCCGUUUUCAGUUAUACCAUUCACUGUUACUGAAUCAACAUGGCCGUCAAACACUAUAACACAGAGACAUCCUUCAUGUCUUCUGAGAUUUUGCCCAAACCUGCCUGCGGGGCUCGCAAUGCAAUACAUGCACCGUGGAACAGGCAGAGAAACAAGCGGUGCUGUUGAUUCAAUCUCUUUAGGUAUUCAUGCCACAGUCCUUAUUAUCCGUCCUCUUGUCUAUACCCUCCCUCCUCCGUAAUUCCUAGCUAGCUAGCUAGCAGCCUUGCAUUGAGGAAACGAAUCCGCACGCACGCGAUGCCCCAGUCACCCAGCAACUUACGGGGCUAAAGUCUUACUCCUUAGAAUGUAUUUCCUCUGGGUCAUCCUCUAUUACCUGAUACAGAGCUUUCUGCUCAAGUCUCCAGUGCUACCUUUAGUGCCAAAGGUAUAGAUUCCUCUGGAUGCUCUCCCGUAAUUUGCGUGACGAGAUAUAAAUGAAAGUGAUGUUCAGUCCCACAGCGAGGAGUGUGUGUAUUUAGCAGUCUAGAUUCAUGAGCUUUGGAAACAUCGACCACAUGAAUUCAGGUAUUGAAAAGUGAAUUUUUAACCUCGUUAUUGAAAUGGACUGCCUUUUGGUAGGCUUUGGUGCUUUUUUGAGUCCAUGAACUUUGGAGGAGAAUUUGUCUCUAUGUAUAACGACCAACCUAUUAACAUUGUUCGUCAUAACUGGACCCCUUUAUUACGUUUCAGACCUCAGAUAGUUACCUCACUAGUGAUAAAGACCACUGUUGUUUACCCCAUAAAUAUUCAGAAACGGUUCUAUGGCCUGCAUAUCGAAUUAGUUUCAUACAGAUCUCUACCAAACCAGCUUAACCAAAACUAUUUUCAUUUGGUUAAAAGUCCCCCCCCCCCCCCCCUCUGAGUGCACAAUGAUAAUUUUUUUUCUUCCUGCAUCUUCAUUAACCCCCCCCCUACACGGGUCACUUAAAUGUCUUACAGCGAGAAACAUUUUAUAUGCAUCCAGUCAAACCUUUCCUGUUACCUGCAGAUUUCACUAACUAAUGCCUGCGAACUCUGCAUUCACAACCUCUUAUCAUCAGAUGUUGAUCAGAUGUUUUCAUCGUUUGUCCAUUUUUGUAUUUCAAGCCCAUAAAUAUACAUUAGUCUGGGGGAAAAAAGCAUUAUGUCGACACAAGGUGCUAUUGUAUUUACUCGUUGCUCAAGGCAAAGAAAGUUCAGUGCGGACACUUGGUACCAUCAUCUUGACGUACCAAUGGCUUCUGCGUGUGUAAUCAGAACAAAACGAAUUAGUUACACUGUGUGGGUCUGUAUUUUUAUUUUUUAUUUUUUAUUUUCUUGUUUUGUACUGUUCAGGGGCCCUGUGAUGUGAUCUCUGGGAGAGUGGGUGGUGGUGGUGCAGGGGUGGGGGGUCUUAUUUUAGGGGCUUUGCCACAAUGAAGACUGGGGUCUCUUUCUCCCUUUGAAGCCAGCUAUGGUGCUAACUCGUUAGUGUUUUUGUGACUAUCCGGAGCAGCUUUAGGGUUGAACGGUGGCUUGUUCUAAAGUGUUCUAAAGUCUCUACUUUGAGAUAUUUUCGCCUACGUGCUGAAGUGCUGAUGCAUCCUCUGUCGGGACAUCCUCUCUUGUCAAAGCCGUCUCUCAGCAGUGAAAGAAGGCGCUGCCCUUUUUCUUUUUGAUUUGUUUGGCUUGCCCAGCGGUCCUGGCAGUCUCGGGGAACGACACGUGGAGAAUAGCAAAGAACAUUUGAGACUUUGAAAGGGUUUGUUUUAUUGAAAACAAAACAGAACCACAGAAAAUGCAGCCGUGACUUCUGCUUCCCACUUUCAUGUCGGGUUAUUUUUCCUUUGACCCUCUGCUCUGCCUGGAGAAAAUGUUGAGGCAUCCUGGUAGACUUUGUAUCGGAGCUCUCUCCCUCACUCUCUGCAGUGUGUAUUUGUCUUAGCCUGCCAGUGGACUCGCUAGAUCUCCCUCCUCCCUGACUUCUAGGCGGUAGACAAGGCGAGGGGUGUUUGGAAGUCCACGUGACUGUUGUCGUUUAAAUGUUUCCAAAGUUCCCUUCCCAGAGCCUGGCGCGCUCUCUCAUGGUGAGGUGUUGGGGGUGAUGCAGGCCCGUCCGUUCCACCUCCUGAGCUGUGGACGGAUUGAUGUUCACGCUUUUAUCAGCCCCAACAUGGAGACAUCAGUGCUGCUACACUUGACAGCCAACCUAAGAGGCUUACAGGAUCCCUGACAGACUGGGUUUGGUAUCCAGGCUGGAAGGCUGCCAGAUGGGAUGGAGACACAGGGGUGGGGGCCUGUCCAGGCCUGGACUCAGACCCUUCCUCUCUGUUUCAACCUCGUCUAGCUAGAGAACUUGACCUGGAAACAGUGUCAUUGCUGUCACUUGCACCUGCACGGAGUAGCACCAGAAUUAUGGUCCUACCGUCCCAUCCCGAGGGGAAGGACAGUCUAUUUGGGGAGCUUUCGCAAGAGUUCCGAAGCCUAAUGAAGUCCUAACAGAGUAUUUACCUGAAACUCUUAUUUUGUACCCAAUCAGGACAUGUCACCCAGGUGAUCCCCAGAAUGUCAGCAUGUCUCCAGGUUGUUUACCUUCCUUCCUAAUAACGCUCUCCACUCCGGGGAGCAAGAUUCCAGUUUGUCUGUGUGAGGUUCCAGAGCUUGCUCUAAACCUCGGUAAUCACCCCGUUGGCCAGGCAGUGUGAGCGGGGUCAUUCACAUGGCCAGCCUGGAUGAAACACAUUCCAGAGACACACUCUGGUUCAUCUGGGUGAAACAUAUACUCCACACACACACACACACACACACAUACAUUUGUUUCUUCUGGGUGAAACACAUUCCAGACACACACUCUGGAUCGUCUGGGUGAAACAUAUACUCCACACACACACACACCCACACAUCGGUUCUUCUGGGUGAAACACACUCCAGAAACCCAAUUCGUCUGGCCACGGUGGUCAUGCCCCACUGCACCCUCUCAGCAGAGCUGGCUGGCAGUAGGCUGAGCCAGGCAGAAAAGCUCUCUGUCACAUUCCCAUGGGCACCACUGCUCUUACAGAGGCAAGUGCCCGGAUAAACUCCGGAACACCUUUUUUUUUUUUUUUUUUUUUACAUUUCAUCAAGAGAUUAGAAUUUCAAUUGCCUGUUUCGAAGCAGUGAGAGAAAAUUGGCUGACUUUGUACAGGAAUAGGUAAGUCUCAUGAAUGGGGAAAUCUGCUGGCUCUGGCAUAUUCUCAAGUUUAGGGAAAGAGAUCCUCAGUUACUUAACCUUCACAGUGGCAGGCCCCUCGUGAGCCAUACAAUACAUGCUGACAACGUUGUAACAUCUGUCUGAAUUUUGUAUUAUUUGUAUUUAUUUAUACUGUAAAGAUGAUUCCUGCAGCAGGUUAUUUGUUGAUUUUUUCUAAGAGAUUUGCUGUCCUUCCUUGUGCUCAUUAACUUCUAAUGAAUGCGUGCGAGAUUCGAUUCAUUAGAUUUUGUGAUUUAAAUUAUAACUCCACUCCCUUUUUGUAUUAUUGUGUGAACCUGUCUGCUCAACGCUCUGUAAAAACAAACAAGCAAACUGUGUUCCAUUUUGGUCAAGGUUUGGCAAAAAAAAUGAAAAAAGAAAAAAAAUCUGGCAAUGUGGUUACUUGUAUUUGCAAGGAAAAUGUGCAAUAUACGGUUCUCUAAUGGCUCCAGGUUUCAAACUCAAUUUUGCUUCUUUUUGUUUUUGGGGGCUUUUUCUUUCCUGUAAAUUCCUCAGGUCACUAACUGCCUUCCUGGCAGGCUCAGAUCACACUAAUGCACCUGAACUAUGAAAUUGGUAGAUUUAGGUUUGGUCUUGUCUCUCCUCAUCAUUGUUUAUAAUUUUGUGUGUUUUUUUGUGUGUUUUUUUUUGUUGACAAAUGUUCCUCUGGUUUGUUUUCCGGGUUAAACACAGGCACUUAUUCAGGUGUCCUUUUCCUUGCAGCUUUUUGUAAUAUAAAUAUUUAUUGCACAUGUAAUAAAAUGGGUUUCCAUUGCCACAUGAAAGGAGUUUUAGGUCAACAACGGGGCUGGAAUUUCUUACAUACUACAAUAUUAAAGGGGCUUUUUUUUGUUGAAAGCCUUUAGUGUGUAUUUCAUCAAUAAAUGCCUUUUAAAGAGUGUCUAGUGA
Osmerus eperlanus (European smelt) is the source of this 6537-nucleotide messenger RNA. Its product is annotated as polycomb group RING finger protein 3. NCBI's taxonomy places the organism in Eukaryota, Metazoa, Chordata, Actinopteri, Osmeriformes, Osmeridae. Gene Ontology annotation, biological process: regulation of transcription by RNA polymerase II. The record is from RefSeq and is a predicted model, not a curated record. Gene Ontology annotation, cellular component: PRC1 complex. The transcript has 9 exons. Bases 723 to 1475 code for a protein of 250 amino acids.